AUGGCUUCUGUAUUCGCUCUACAAACACAGCUCAAAGAGCUCUCAGCUGCGGUCAGCCAGGUUCAUCCUCUCAUCAAUCGCUUACGGAAUUUCACUGCUGCUAUUGGACAAGGAGAUGAGGCUCGUCUGGAGCUUGGGGCGGAAAUACAUGCUCGACUGAAGGUGACGGAGGAAGAGCUGGAGUUAUUGAAGGUUGACGUGGAUGCGCUGGAGUCUGCCCCGACUAAAAGGAAGGGAGUUGAUGUUGGAGAUAAAGAGGCGGAGAGGGAGAGGGUGGUCGCUAUGACUAAGAGGCUGGAUGAGGAUCUUAAGAGGACAAGAGGAGAGUUCCGAGCUGCUCAGUUACAAGCGAAGCGAAAUGCGGAGGCUGCACAGCGGAAGGAGAGGGAACUCUUAUUAGCGAAGCCGCGUGAUGCUGAAGGGCGUAAGAAGCCGACGGAGAAACUUACGCAGGAUGACCUGGUUGUGAAUGCCUCGAGCGAUGUUACAUUAGCAUUAAGGAGAACAUAUCAGCUGAUGCAGACUGAGUUGUCGAGAAGUCAAUUCGCACAGCAAACAUUAGAACAAUCGACUGCUGCUCUAUCAUCUCUGUCGGAAUCAUACACUAAUCUCGAUACUUUGCUCUCUUCCUCAAGAACUCUCGUGAACUCUCUCCUUCGGUCUCAGAAAUCCGACACGUGGUACCUCGAGACUGCAUUUUACAUCCUGAUCGGCACAAUUACUUGGCUCGUCUUUCGGCGGUUAUUAUAUGGUCCGCUAUGGUGGAUCCUAUGGCUUCCAAUCAAGCUAUUUUACAGGCUUACGUUAACGCUUCUGGGAGCUGUUGGCGCAUCUAGUGCCGGGGCUCAGCUCUCUUCAUCUGCUGCGAUAAGCAGUAGUUCGCCCAUGGCGAUACCCACUGUUGGUUCUGGCCAGGGACAAUAUGUCACAGCCAGCGUUGGAAAUGGAGAGGCUAUUUGGGAACAAGGCACUGCUUUUGCAACGCCCUCAAACCCUGAUAGUGUCGUUGAGCAAGUCGGCCAGAUGGUUGAGGAUAGCCAAAAGCAAGCAGAAGAGAAGGAGGAGACGAAUGUCGAUGACAUCUCGCCUGAGGAGAGGAAACGACAAGAAGAGAUGCCUCGAAAUCCGAAGAAGAGGAUGGCUCGGGCUGCAGCUGCGGCGGCGGCGGCGGGCAGCGCGAAGCACAAGCCUGGAGACAAGGAGGAUCAGUCGCGUUUACAGCCUUGGGUUGAGAAAUACCGGCCAAAAUCUCUAGAUGAUGUCGCGGCACAGGAUCAUACAACAAAAAUACUUCAGAGAACGUUGCAAGCUUCAAAUCUUCCACACAUGCUCUUCUACGGUCCUCCCGGAACUGGUAAAACAUCUACGAUCCUUGCCCUCGCGAAAUCGCUCUUCGGACCCAUCCUAUAUCGAACGCGUAUCCUCGAGCUGAACGCCUCGGAUGAACGUGGAAUCGGCAUCGUACGAGAAAAGAUCAAAGAUUUCGCACGAACGCAACUAUCACAUCCCGCAGGAAUCGACGAAGAGUACCUCAAACAAUACCCCUGCCCUCCAUUUAAGCUUAUCAUUUUGGAUGAAGCGGACAGCAUGACCCAAGAUGCACAAUCGGCGCUCCGUCGAACAAUGGAAACGUACAGUCGCAUUACGCGAUUUUGUCUGAUAUGUAACUACGUGACGCGAAUUAUUGAGCCGCUCGCUAGUCGAUGUAGCAAGUUCCGGUUCAAGGCGCUUGAUGGUGGCGCUGCAGGUGACAGAUUGACUGAAAUCGCCAACGCGGAGAAGCUCAAUCUCGAAGAUGGGGUUGUUGAGAAGUUGCUCCAAUGCAGUGAGGGUGAUCUUCGAAGAGCAAUUACGUAUUUGCAGAGUGCUGCUAGACUGGUUGGGCACACCGGCGGCUCUGGUAAGAAGGAUGGGGAUGAGGACGCAGAGAUGGUAGAUGCGGGAUCAUCGGAACUCAUUACUGUCAGAAUGGUGGAAGAAAUCGCUGGGGUCGUCCCUGAGGGUGUCCUCGACAGGUUGACGCAGGCCAUGCAGCCCAAGAAGAUGGGAUCUGCAUACGAAGCAGUCGCUGCUGUUGUCACAGAUAUUGUGGCUGACGGGUGGAGUGCCACACAGCUUCUCACUCAGUUGUACCGCCGGAUAGUCUUCAAUGAUGCUAUUCCCGACAUCCAGAAGAACAAAAUCGUCAUGGUCUUUUCAGAAAUGGAUAAGCGGCUCGUUGACGGCUCGGAUGAACAACUUUCAAUUCUGGACGUGGCUUUGAGAAUAUCGGGUAUUCUUGGUGGAGCUUAA
Molecule: messenger RNA, 2292 nt
Organism: Paecilomyces variotii
Lineage: Eukaryota; Fungi; Ascomycota; Eurotiomycetes; Eurotiales; Thermoascaceae
Exons: 8
Coding region: 1-2292 (763 amino acids)
Biological process (GO): DNA repair; DNA-templated DNA replication; retrograde vesicle-mediated transport, Golgi to endoplasmic reticulum
Cellular component (GO): DNA replication factor C complex; nucleus
Molecular function (GO): DNA clamp loader activity; SNAP receptor activity; DNA binding
Source: RefSeq, a predicted model, not a curated record